Messenger RNA from Leptosomus discolor (cuckoo roller), 6300 nucleotides. NCBI's taxonomy places the organism in Eukaryota, Metazoa, Chordata, Aves, Leptosomiformes, Leptosomidae. The record is from RefSeq and is a predicted model, not a curated record.
UCAGAAAACAAAUGGGUGACAGAACUUGAUAGGGCAACUUUACAAAAUAAUAAUCUUACUGAGCAGUUGAGUGGUUUAGCAAAUGAAAUGAAAUCAAAGGAUAGCAAAAUCCAGUCUUUGCAGCAAGAGCUGGAUCUUAUAAAAGAGGAAUUAAGUCGAAGUGUAUCUCCAUUACUUAGCAGUAGGCUUUUAAGUAAAGAAGAGGCGGCACAGACUUCAGAUUCGGAACUGCAGCUAACUGAUAGUAAAAUUCAGUUGGAAAAACUCUCCGCUCUGGUAACCACUAUUUUGAGCAAAGAAACAGAAGGAGAACAAUUGCAACUGGCACUUUUAGAAAAACAGAAAGAAAUAGACAUCAUGAAAGACGAAUUAAAAAGUAUGCAGGCACGUGAGAAGCAGAAGGAGUUGCUACAUAAUGAUAUUGAAAAGGUGAAGGACAAAUACAAAUCUGAAAUUGAGUGUCUGUCAGAAGAAAUGGUCACAGUCAAGGAAACGUUAUGUAAACAACAGUCUCUCUUGCAAGAAAGGGAAGAGUCUUUUGCAGAAAUAAAUAAGCAGGUUGAAUUUCUUCAAGACAAGAUAAAUAAAUCAGAAGAAAUAGCAAGAACCAGUCAAGAAAAGCUGCAUGUCGAAGGUAACAAAGUAACAAGUCUCCUUGAAGAAAUGGGAAAAAAAGAUCAACUCAUCGAAAACUUAACUUCCCAGGUAAAUCAGCAGAAGGAUUUAGUUUCUAGUCUAAGCCAGCAACUGAAAGAGAAGGACUGUUCUGUUACCCAGAUCAUGGAAUCAUUGUCUAAUGAAAUGCUUCAUUUUUCUGAAGAGAGAAGUACAUUAAAUGCCAAACUGCAAGACCUUGAAGCUGUUCAUAAUAAUUCUGUAGGAGAACUAAACCGAGUAUUGCAGGAACUUGAGGACUGUAAGAAAGAAUUGGAACACUCUCAGGUUACGUUGAGCAGUAGAGAAGCCAUGUUUCAGGAUUUAAUGAAUGAAAAAGAGGAGAUGCAGUUUAAUCUUGAGAAAAUGGGCAAGGAAAAAGAGAAUCUGAAAAAGAAACUUCAGGCAGCUUUGAUAAUAAGAAGAGAUCUAAUGCAAAAAGUUGGAAAACUAGAAAAGAGUGGACAGGAAGAAAUAGAAAAAGAGCAAAAAAAAGCAGAGGAGUUGUUGAAGAAAGUUAAUGAGUUAACAGACAAGCUGCAGCUGGUUGAAGUACUAAAUAAAGAUUUUGAGUCUCAUCUUGGAACUUUGAAGCAACAACUUUUAGAAAAAGAUGCCAAAAUAACUGAGUUGACUGAAAUUUUGUCUGCAAAAGCCUCCUACUUAGAGGAACUUCAGGACAAUAUUGCAAAACUGAAUGAUGUCAUUGCUGAAAAACAAACUGUAUGUGAACAGAACCUAAAAUUUUUAGAGGAAAAGGACUGCAUACUUGCUCAUAUGCAGUCUGUGUUCGAUGAAAAAGCAAGUGCAUAUGAAAAGGAACGUUCUCAGCUGCUCUUGGCUCUUGAAAAGGCGAAGUCUGAAGUUAAGAAGGAAGAAUUGUUGAAAAAUUCCAGUUCAGAAGAGCCUGAUUUAAGUGCUGAUGAUAGCACUAAGUGUCUGACCCCCAACAAUGACAUUAAUGUAAUGAGUCAAUUAAAAAAAGAGAAAGAAGCCUUAGAGAGGGAGCUUUUGGUCCAGAAAGAAGAUAUUAAAAAAAUUCAGAAAGAAAGGGAAAUGCACACUAAACUUGCAGCAGAUUUUGAUGAACAAAAAAACUACCUUGAGAAUCUCAAACAAGAACAUAAAGCACUCUGGGAAAUUCUUCAAACAAAAUGUGAAGAACUGGAGUGUAAUCAGUUAGAAAAGUACCCUCUAGGGAACGAGCUGGCUUCACUUAAGGCAGUGCUGGGGAAAGAAGCAGCUGGUUUAAGGAAUUUGGAACCAGACAAACCAAGAAGCAAGGUUGAGGUUCCAUCCUUAAAAGAGUCAGAAAACAUGAUCACUUUAGUGACAAGUAAAGACACUGAGUUAAAAGAGCUAAGAAGUAAUUAUGCAAAACUUGAGGAGGAAACAGAACUGUUAAAGAACGAGUUGAGAAAAAUAGCAGUUGAAUUUGGUGGUGAAAGGGAAGAAACAGUCAAUAUGAACUCUGUAAGACAGCAGGAGCAGUACCAGGAGCAAUAUAAGGGCAGCUUGUUGGAGGACAUAAAGCAGCUACGGAAGAAGCUGAAAGCAUAUGAGGCUGAAGCUAUGGACACUAAGACAGCGCUUGAACGUGUGAGUAAUGAGAAAGAAGCACUUAUGAAAAAGAAUGAAGAGGAUUACAAGAUGAGCCAGGAGAAACUGCAGAGAUUGAGAAUUGAAGCUAAGGAGGAGGUUGCAGAAAAGAAUGAGGAAAUAGAAGCAUUGCGUUGUUCAAGCAAAGAACUGUAUCAGAAGAGAAAAGCGCUGAGAGAAAAUAAAAGUCUGAAAGACCAGAUCGAUAAGCUGAUGUUGGAAAGAGAAGAACUGGUGAACAAGACAGGGAUGCUCGAACACUUGUUAGAGCUUGGUAGAGAAAAACAAAGUUCAAGUGCUGUUGCUCCACUGUCUGAAGAGGAGAGCCUUGUUUCUGAAAAUGCUAGGCUGUUGACUGAAAACGAAAACCUCAGCGCGGCAUGUGAAAGCCUUAAAUCCACCAUGGAGACUAUAGUUCAGGAAAAAGAGGCCUUUUCUUUCCAACUAAAUACAUUAAAAGAUUCUCAGACAGUUGAAUUAACAGGAUGGAAGGCUAAACAUAGUGAAUUAAAGCAGGAGUAUGAAUCGCUUCUUCAGGCAUAUGAGAAUAUCAGUAGUAAAAUAGCAGAUAUGAGGCAAGUUAUUGAUCUCAGUAGAAAAGAGAAGCAAGAAGCUGUUCAAAGGCUCAGGGAAGGAGAAUCUGAGAAGGAGGCUCUUGAGAAGCAUUUACAAAAACUCGUUGAUGAAAAUGAGGUUAUUAAGAAUCAGCUGAAACAACUUGGCGAAUCCAAGGAAAUCGAAGUUGAGGAAUUACAAAGUAAAGCAGAAAGGCAGAUACGUGAGCAAGAGGCAAGGAUGCGAGAGCACCAGGAUCGUCUUCAUGAACUCACUGAACAGAAUCAUCAGCUAAUGGAGGAAAAUGAGCAGCUGAAACAGACUUCUGAAAAUUUAAAGCAGGCUUUAGAGAAAAUUCAGAAUGAAAAUGAUAUCCUCCAUAAUAACAUCACUGUAACCAAAGCAGCCUUGGGAGAGCUCCAAGUUCAAAUGGAAGUGUACCAAAAUGAUAUGCAAUCUAAAAUCAGUGAUGCGUUAUAUGAGAAUGAAUCAUUGUUAAAGGACAUUAAUGCGUUAAAGGAUAAGCUCUCUGAAAAAGAGCAAGAUCUGGACAUGGAACGUAAAAGUCUUACACAAGAAAUUGUUAGUCUAAAUGAAAAAGUUAAGAUUUUAGAGGAUGAUAAAUGUCUGUUACAGGAAGAAUUAGAAAAUGUACAAGAAAGUUCUUGCAAAGUAAAGAACGAGAGAGAAUUUCUUGAGACAGAAUUGCUUAAUCAUGUUAAAAAGGUUGAUCAUCUUACUGAUAGAUUGAAAUCAGCGCAGGUUCAGAAUAACUUGCUGUUACAGCAACUGGAAGAGUUAAAAGCAGAAAAAUGUAAUGUGAUUAGAGAAAAAGAACAACAGCAGUUACAUCUUGUAAAAAUGUUUGAGGAAAAGGUGAAAAGUGCUCAGAGGGAUAAUAACGGAAGUAAAAACAAAACGAAAGAGUUGCAAGAACUCUUAAAGGAGAAACAGCAGGAGAUCAACCAUUUGCAAAAGGAUUCUAUAAAGUUCCAGGAGCUGAUCCUGGAUUUGGAAAGAUCUGUGAAGCUGUCACAGUCCAAAAGUGAAAAACUUGAAAAGGACUUAAGUAAUACAUCAGAAAAGCUUGCGAAGUCAAAUGAAGAAAUACAUCAUCUCAAGGGGAAGCUUUCUUCACAGAUGAGCUUACUGGAUCAGUCAAAGAAUGAAGUGGACAGGCUUACGGAUGAGAAUCGAAAUUGGAGAAAAGAACUUAAGAAGAAAGAAGAUGAACUACAAAUUCAAAAGAAAGAAUAUGAGAGACAAUUGGAAUUUAAUCUUCAACAAUUAAAAUCAGUUCACAAAAGAGAAUUUUUGAAUGUAGAGGAAAGACAUGGUGCCCUUGAGAGAGAAAAAGAUAGGGCAAUUAGUGAGAUUCGUGCUUUGCAGGAGGAAGUUAGCAUUAAGGAGUCUCAAAACAAGAAACUUCAAGCAGAUUUGAAUGCAGCUUUGGCACGAUUGGCUGCCUUUACGAAGUGUAUGUCCUCUCUUCAGGAUGACCGGGACAGGGUAGUCACUGAAAUGAAAACCUGGGAAAUGCAGUUCAAAGAGGCCAUCCAAAAUAAAGAGAAACAGAUCGAAGACAGUAAUAAAAGAAUAAUGACUUUAGAAGAUGAAUUGAAAGACAAAAUUACUCAGAUUCAAGAACUGAGUAUCAAAUAUUCUGCGGUAGAGGAAACGAAGGAUGAGCUGUGUUUGAGGCAAGAAUCUGCUGACAUGCAACGCUAUGAAGAGCUCUGCAGAAUAAAGGAAGAAAAUACCUUUUUUCGUAACAGGCAGCAAGAAUUGGAGAGUAUUCUUCAGUCCAAAGAAGCAGCUUUGCAAGCACUCCUUAAAGAAAAUAAUUCUCUUAAUCAUCUCUUAGAGAAUAGUAGAAGUGCAGGAAGAGAGAUAAAAUCUCUGGAAAGUAAUUUUACAAGGCAGGAACAAGAAUUGCAGCAGCUUCUAGCAGAGAAGGAAAAAAUCAAUGCUGAACUGCAAAAGCAGAUUACCAUUUCUGAGCAAAUGAAGAUCAUGCUGAAUAAUAAAGACAAAGAAAUUUCCUUGCUCAUUUCUUCAAAAGGUGAUGAAAUUUCUGACUAUCUGAUUCAGGUACAGACUCAACACAGAAAACAAAUCAAAGAGUAUGAACUCCAGUUAAGGUCUUUGCAGACAGAGAGGCAACAAUCUGAGGAGUCCUGUCAGAGGAUGGAAAAUGAAUUGAGAAAUCUCCAGAUGAAAGCAGACAAAGCAGGUCAAGAUAAGGCUGCAAUUGCCAGUGAAAUAGAUGCCUUUAAAAAAUCGAUGUCAUCUCUUCAGAAUGAUCGAGAUGAUAUUUUUUCUAAAUACAAAGAGCUGGAACAGCUUCACCGAGAUGUCUUAAAUCAGCGGGACAGUCUUCUAGUUGGCAGCGCAAGUGAGAAUAACGCUUUGAAACAAGAAUUAAGGAUACUUCUCAAUCAGAUAGAUGAUCUUCAUUCUGAAAAUGCAAUGCUAAGUGCACAGCUGAUAAAAUAUAGGGAAGAUCUUAACCAAGUUUUAUCUCUGAAAGACCAUCAGCUGAAAGACUUACUUAAGCAGAAAUUGGAUUGUAUUAAAAGCCUUGAACAAGAAAAAUAUGAUCUUCAGAAACAAAUAAAAGACAUGCAACUUUCCAAUGAACUGCAAAAGGAUACUGCUGUGUCUUUGGAACAUGAAAAUAAAAAAUUAGUGUCUAAAGUAAAUGAUUUGGAAUCUUUAGUUGCAUCAUUAAACAAAGAGAAACUUGUUUCUGAAUCUGGAGGGAAACUGCUAACUAGCGAUGGUAUUCAGAACAAAGAAUGUGUGUCAAAUGGACAGUAUGGAGACAACCUUCAGAAGAAGAUUCAAGAACUCCAGAAAUCAAGAAGUAGAAAUACUAAGGGUGCAGAUGGGGAAUACAAUAAGACUUUUUUGACACUUGAACGUGGAGAUGAACCUGGUGCUUUUGCAGAGAAGAUGAUAUUAGAAGUCCAGUCUCAAAAUAGCGAGCUGAGGUCCCAAAAUGAGGCCUUUGGGAAAGCAAUGACUGCUCUGCAAAAUGAUAGAGAGAGGAUAAUAGAGGACUUAAAGGUACUUCAGAGCAAAUACACUUCUGAACUCAAGACUGAAAAAAAGAAAGGAGAUGAACUUGAAGCUGAAGUGGAUGGCUUUAAAUUGCAUCUUAUCAGUACGCUCAAAGAAAAUGCUCUUCUGGAUCAGGCUAUUUUUGAUGCUGCAGAUAAGGUUACACUUGAUCAGAUUGCUGGUGAAAUUGAAAAUCUCUGUAGGACAUUAGUCAGUCGAGAGAUGGAGGUUACCAGGCUGUCAUCAGAGUGUGGGAAUUACGUUCACCAGAUUGAAGCGUUUUCCAAGGCUAUGGCCAGUCUUCAGGAUGACCGAGACAAAUUGCUGCAGGAACUCAGCAAUCAGAAGAGAAUGCUUAGAGACAUUAUGGAUUCUGAAGUUUUAACUUUUGUAAAUGAGGGGAGUGUGAAGAAAACAUUGUGUGACUAG